This is a messenger RNA of Meloidogyne enterolobii, 468 nucleotides long. The record is from the annotation of a GenBank genome assembly. NCBI's taxonomy places the organism in Eukaryota, Metazoa, Nematoda, Chromadorea, Rhabditida, Meloidogynidae.
AUGAUAAUUUGUUUUAUCAUAAAUAUUGGCACCCUAAUCUCAUAUAGACGUCAAAGAAUCAGAAGUGUAGCAACUAAAAGUACCCAACAAAUUAAUCAUGAAAGAGUGGAGUUUAAAUUGCUACUCUAUGCAAUUCUUACAUUCUUAGGACACGUUGUUUUGGCCCUUAAUCAAGUUAUAAUAUUCUUAAUAGCAAACACACAAGGAUUUGAUCUUAAUGCCAUUUAUACCCAAUCUCGCGGGUCUGUGAUAGUGCCAAGUUGGCUUCUUUUCUGGGCUAGUGACAAGCUUAGAAAGAAAAUGAUCGAUGAUUUUUGGAGAAAAUGGAUAAAUUUGUUGACUAAUGCAGGAUCUAUAGCGAGUGACACAACAUUUGUAAUGUCACAAAGUGCUAAUAGAAUACAACAAAAUUCUCAAAAGGGGGCAAGAGUGGCACCUAGUGGAGAGCCGAUAACUCCAAUAACAUGA